Ilyonectria robusta is the source of this 580-nucleotide messenger RNA. RefSeq names its product ubiquitin-related domain-containing protein. Gene Ontology annotation, molecular function: protein tag activity; ubiquitin-like protein ligase binding. Gene Ontology annotation, biological process: protein sumoylation. The transcript is spliced from 3 exons. Bases 152 to 445 code for a protein of 97 amino acids. The record is from RefSeq and is a predicted model, not a curated record. Gene Ontology annotation, cellular component: septin ring; nucleus. Lineage: Eukaryota; Fungi; Ascomycota; Sordariomycetes; Hypocreales; Nectriaceae.
GCUUUCGUCGCCCACAACCUCUUCUUCUACACCCUUCGCUCCCCAGCUUGACGCUGCACUAGCACCGCAUCUUAUCGACGACCCCUCGGCGCACCCCACUUGACACGGAUACUACCCAAAGGUUGCUUUCAGCUACCCCGUCGCAUCAACAAUGUCAGGCGAGAACGAGAACGGCGCCCCCGGUGGCGAACAGGGCCCCGGAAAUACUGAACACUUGAACAUCAAGGUGACCGACAACAACAACGAGGUCUUCUUCAAGAUCAAGCGCACCACCAAGCUCGAGAAGCUGAUGGGUGCCUUCUGUGAGCGCCAAGGCAAGGCUCUCAGCUCUGUCCGGUUUCUCUUCGACGGCACCCGUGUCCAGGCUUCAGACACCCCCGAUGCACUCGAGAUGCAAGAUGGUGAUACGCUUGAGGUUCACCAGGAGCAGGUUGGAGGGUGCUAGGUUCGAGACGAGUUGGGAAGAGAUCCCAGGCUGGAUUUCUUUCCUAGGCAGUAGGGCUCGUGUACAUCAAAGGAGAGAGAGGGAAACAAGUUCACCGAUAAUUUACGACAGAGAUUCACCAUGAGUGACCUGAUG